CUGACUUCAGGAAUGUCCACCAGAGCUAUUUCCAGAGAAUUCAAUGUUCAUUUCUUUAGCAAAAGCCGCCUCCAACAUUGUUUUAGAGAAUUUAGCAGUACGUCCAACCGGCCUCACACCCGCAGACCAUGUUUAACCACGCCAUCCAAGUCCUCCAUGUCUGGCUUCUUCAUCUGUAACUUACUAAAAUCAUUGAAAUUGUUGCAUGUUGCAUUUUUAUGCAUGCAUUCAUUUUUUAAAUUUGUCAUCUAAAAACCGCUGAUUGCCAUCAUACUUUCUCCACCCACAUAUUAAACCCUGAUAAUAACGUAGUGAAUACAGAGACAGAGACACACUCCUAGGUCUGUCAAGGGUGCUAAUCCCCUGUCUUCCUCCUCCCACCACUCCGAUAAUCUGAUUAGCAGACGCUGCUGUCUGGUUAACUGACUAAUCCCUGUAGUCCUCAAUCAGGGACACACACACUCUGUCUUCUGUUUCUAUACACCAAUUUAUUUUCUAUUAGUUUAAGAAUAGCAUACAUUUUUCUGGACACACACAGAGUGGUAGCGGUACAUGGUUGUAUUGGGCCACAAUGCCUGUGUUCUACUCCCCCAUACCCCAGAACCUCCGGAUGGGCCUGGCCUCUGUCGGUGGAUCCGUGUUCACUAACAACAGGACAGGGGACUUUAGCAGUGACUACAACAAGGACCAGGAUGAUAAAACAGUCAAUGAGUUGGUGUCUCACCUACCCCUUCAGAUGAUCCUGUACUUCAACAUAUUCUAUUUCCCAUGCUGGUGGGUCUCUGCUGUUCUCAUGCUGGAUCUAAAGUUGUAUUCCCUGCCUGGGUACUACCAGGCUCUACUUGUGACUGGAGUGGUUCUGCUUACCAUCUGUGAAAUCACCAGGCUCUAUCUGGGCUAUAUCGGAAACCUCAAAGAGAAGUCUCUUUCUCUGUGUUCCUCCCUCUGUGAUCAGGUGCCAGAGCUGGCUGGGUUCUGGCUGAUAUCCUUCCUGUUCCAGCUGCCCAUUCUACUCUUCUUCCUGACUGACGAGGACAUCAUCAUCCUCCCUCUGGAGAGGGCCGUCCACUCCAUCUACCUCCUCUUCAUCCUCUCAGAGCUCCUGGCUUCCUUCUUCGCCCUCAGGGCCAUGACCAGGAAGUUAACCCUGCUGUUCCACCUCAGGCAGUUUGGGGAGGUGGAAAAUCUCCAUCACCUCCACCAUCACCACCUCCACAUAGCGGGAAAGAGCCCAGCCUUCGGCAUGCCAUAUUAUGGGAGGACUGUUCUGCCCAUGCCACCACACACCAAUAACAUUCACAGUCACUGAUAGAGCACAGAGAGACAACCAGGAACACUGUGACUGGGAUGGAUGGGACUGGGAGAUGGGGUAUGAUCUGGAGUUAAAGGCGUAGGGGUGAAUAGUUUCAUGUGGAAGAGAGUUCUUGUGAAUACAGCCUUGAAAUGAUUUUCCAAAGAGGGAGGAAGCUUUUGAAGUGUUGAAUGAUGUUCAACAUAUAAUGCUGGAUUUUGUGAUCUUUGUGAAAAGAUGAGUUGAUGCACUGUUU
Molecule: messenger RNA, 1547 nt
Organism: Oncorhynchus gorbuscha (pink salmon)
Lineage: Eukaryota; Metazoa; Chordata; Actinopteri; Salmoniformes; Salmonidae
Product: transmembrane protein 17A
Exons: 5
Coding region: 572-1309 (245 amino acids)
Biological process (GO): non-motile cilium assembly
Cellular component (GO): ciliary transition zone
Source: RefSeq, a predicted model, not a curated record